Messenger RNA from Stylonychia lemnae, 1482 nucleotides. The record is from the annotation of a GenBank genome assembly. Lineage: Eukaryota; Ciliophora; Spirotrichea; Sporadotrichida; Oxytrichidae.
AUGGCAGUAGCUUUUGCUGAUGGAAGUCUAUCGAUAUACUCAAGUUACCAUGGAGAUAGACUCUAUUAGAUCAAUGAUGAAGAGAUAAGCUAUCCUAUCACUGCACUUUCUUGGAGGCCAACUACAAUUCAGUCUUGCGAUGCUUAAAGUUUUAAAGCUUUAGGUGCAGAUGGCAGAAUAUUAUACUGGAAGCCAAAGUACCAGAAUAAGAUGAAAACUUUGCUGGUUAGUGAGACAAACUCAUAUUAAUGUUUAGAUUACUCACCGGACUAAGGCUCGAAAUUUGUGGCAGCUGGUAAACUACCAAUACUUGAAGUAUAUGAUGACGAAAAGCUUGAAAGAAUCACAGAGUUUAAAACUGCAGGAGGUGUUGGCCACACCAACAGAAUAUUCUGUGUCAAAUUUGAUCCCUAACAGUAAAAUAUAAUUUAUAGUGGCGGUUGGGACUGUACAGUUAACAUUUGGGAUUUGAGAACUGGUAAAUGCUCUGGAAGUAUUUUCGGCCCUUAGAUAUGUGGAGAAGCCAUUGAUGUUAAAAGUGACUCAAGCAUUUUGCUAACGGGUAGUCACUAAGUCAAGGAUGGUCUUUAACUUUGGGACUUGAGAACUCAGGCUUGCACAAAGAAAAUUUAGUGGGAUGAAAAAGGACAAGAUGUGUCAUAAAUCUAUAGUGCUAAGUUUACUAAUCCUAAAAAGGAUUUCAUAAUUGCAGGUGGUUCUGAUAAGAAUUAAGCUAAGGUUUUCUCAGCUGAUACUGGAAAAGCAGUUUCAAUCUUUGGAGGCUUACCUAAAGCUUGUUUGGUCACUGAUACCUCGCUAGAAGGAAAUCUAUGUUUAUUAGGUUGUGCUGAUGGAAGCAUCCAAAAAUUAAUUUAUCAUAAAAAAUUAAAUAUUAAUAAUUGUUUAAUUAAAAUAAUGACAACAAAAUCUGGAAAAUAAUCAUCCUCCAGUGGAAACAGUAAUCUUUUGAGCAAUUUGCAAAGAAUUCAAAAGCUACUCGAAUCAGAAUUAAAAGACAUCGAAAAGAAAAUCUUUUAGGACGAAAAUCAGUACCUUAAGGAUUCAGCUUCAUAUGGUGCGAUCACUAAAGGUUGGGAUGGAGCUGCAAAUCAAUAAAAAGCUGCUGCUGGUGCUGCUGGCGGAAGAAAGCAUACAAAGUUUACUUAACUGGAUAGACUAUUUUCUUAUAGCAGCUUGACUGCACCAAAUACAGAGGAAGAAACUAAAAGUUUGACUCUAGGCAAGUAGAAUAAAAACUAUGAAAGGGAUAAGCAACUUAGAGCAAAAUAAGCUAAUAUUAUUGGAUUGAAGAAUAAAUAGAAAAGGAAAAACAAGGGACAGUUUGGAGGACCAGGCAGUAUAAUGGGACUUAGCAACGAUGAUAACAAUGAUGGCUAGGAUUUGCUUUCAGAUGAAGAUAUCGGCAUGAAAAAUGAAGAUAGUGCUGGAAAUAUUGAUCAGGUAGAUUCUGACUAUUAAUGA